AUGGGGCCACAAGACCGGACCAACCGUGGAGCACUGGCUCAUCUGCCCUCUACCACCCGACCCCUGCAGCCAGAAAGACCUUGCAGAGUUCAACACGCACGCAAAGACCUGUGUCAAGAAAUGGGAGACGAAAAGAAACGAAAAGAAGAAGACUGUCAGCAGCGGUGGAGGAAACAAGACAUGGAGGAUCACAAGACCAGCUUCCUCCUGGGAAACGCCCAGAUCGUGGAGUGGCCUGUAGUCUACAGCAAUGACGGAUUCUGCAAGCUGUCUGGUUUCCACAGGGCCGAGGUCAUGCAGAAGAGCAGCACAUGCAGUUUUAUGUACGGCGAGCUGACGGACAAGAAGACCAUCGACAAAGUCAGACAGACGUUCGACAACUAUGAGUCCAACUGCUUCGAGGUCCUGCUCUACAGGAAGAACAGAAGCCCGGUGUGGUUCUACAUGCAAGUGGCUCCCAUCAGGAACGAGAACGACAAGGUGGUCCUGUUCCUCUGCACCUUCAAGGACAUCACGCUCUUCAAGCAGCCCAUCGAGGACGAGACCACCAAAGGAUGGACCAAGUUUGCGCGGCUGACACGAGCGCUCACCAACAACCGCAACACGCUGCAGCAGCUGGCACCCGUGAGCAAGCAUGAAGUCACACACAAGCAGUCCAGACUGGCAGAGGUCCUGCAGCUCAACUCGGACAUCCUCCCCCAGUACAAGCAGGAGGCGCCGAAGACACCUCCCCACAUCAUCCUGCACUACUGCACCUUCAAGACCACGUGGGACUGGGUCAUCCUCAUCCUCACCUUCUACACGGCCAUCAUGGUGCCCUACAACGUCUCCUUCAAGACCAAGCAGAACAACAUCGUGUGGCUGGUGCUGGACAGCGUGGUGGACGUCAUCUUCCUGGUGGACAUCGUCCUCAACUUCCACACCACCUUCGUCGGGCCCGGCGGCGAGGUCAUCUCCGACCCCAAGCUGAUCCGCAUGAACUACCUGAAGACCUGGUUCGUCAUCGACCUGCUGUCCUGCCUGCCCUAUGACAUCAUCAACGCCUUCGAGAACGUGGACGAGGGCAUCAGCAGCCUCUUCAGCUCCCUCAAGGUGGUUCGCCUGCUGCGUUUGGGCCGGGUGGCCAGGAAGCUGGAUCACUACCUGGAGUACGGGGCGGCCGUCCUGGUCCUGCUGGUCUGCGUCUUCGGACUGGUGGCCCACUGGCUCGCCUGCAUCUGGUACAGCAUCGGAGACUACGAGGUCAUCGACGAGGCCACCAACACCAUCAAGAGGGACAGCUGGCUCUACCAGCUGGCCAUCAGCAUCGGCUCCCCGUACCGCUACAACGCCAGCGGCUCCGGCCAGUGGGAGGGCGGGCCGGGGAAGGACUCCCUGUACAUCACCUCGCUGUACUUCACCAUGACCAGCCUGACCACCAUCGGCUUCGGCAACAUCGCCCCGACCACGGACGGGGAGAAGAUCUUCUCUGUGGCCAUGAUGAUGGUGGGAUCUCUGCUCUACGCCACCAUCUUCGGAAACGUCACCACCAUCUUCCAGCAGAUGUACGCCAACACCAACCGCUACCACGAGAUGCUCAACAACGUGCGCGACUUCCUGAAGCUCUACCAGGUGCCCAAGGGCCUGAGCGAGCGCGUCAUGGACUACAUCGUCUCCACCUGGUCCAUGUCCAAGGGCAUCGACACCGAGAAGGUCCUGUCCAUCUGUCCUAAGGACAUGAGGGCCGACAUCUGCGUCCACCUCAACAGGAAGGUGUUCAACGAGCACCCGGCCUUCCGGCUGGCGAGCGACGGCUGCCUGCGCUCGCUGGCCGUGGAGUUCCAGACCAUCCACUGCGCGCCCGGCGACCUCAUCUUCCACGCCGGCGAGAGCGUCGACACGCUGUGCUUCGUGGUGUCGGGGUCGCUGGAGGUCAUCCAGGACGACGAGGUCAUCGCCAUCUUAGGUAAAGGCGACGUGUUCGGCGACGUGUUCUGGAAGGAGACCACGCUGGCACACGCGUGCGCCAACGUGCGGGCGCUGACCUACUGCGACCUGCACGUCAUCAAGAGGGAGGCCCUGCUCAAGGUGCUCGAGUUCUACACCGCCUUCGCCAACUCCUUCUCCCGCAACCUCAUCCUCACCUGCAACCUCCGCAAGCGGAUCAUUUUCCGCAAGAUCAGUGAGGUGAAGAAGGAGGAGGAGGAGAGGCAGCGGGCGAAGAACGAGGUGCAGCUCACCAUCCCGCAGGACCAUCCCGUCCGCAAGCUCUUUCAGAAGUUCAAGCAGCAGAAGGAGCUGCGGAACCAGGGAGCCGCCGCCUCGCAGCUGGACCUGGAGAAGAACCAGCUGCAGGUGGAGCAGCACCACCAGCACCUGCACCCCCACAGCCUGCAGCUGGGCCACUCCAGCCUGCAGCACUCCCUGCCGCUCAGCCUGCAGCGGCCCCACUCCUCUCUGCAGAACGGGGCCCCGCCCAGCAGCAGCGUGCUGACGGUGUCUCAGGUCACGCCCAUGCAGAGCUCCCUGGCGUACAGCCACCCCAGCGAGCCCCCCCUCAAGCAGAACAACUGUGAUAUCAUGGAGCUGCAGCCGAGCUCCGCCGGAGCGGGGGGCGAGCAGACGUCCAUCACCAGGCUCAAAGCCAGCGCCAGCCCCGCGCUGGGCAAGCCGGCCGCCAAGGCCAGCGGCUGGAUGCGCCUCAAAAACAACAUGGCCCCUCCUGUGGCCCCGACAGAGCUCAGGAAGGAGGGGCUCAACAACAACGUCAAGGCUGUUUCCGUGGAGAUGCUCUCUCAGGAGGGCAAAGGUCAGGAGGCGGGAGGCAGGGGGGAUAUAGAGGAGGGCGGGGUGUCCAGCAACAACCCCCUCCGCAAGACAGACUCCUGCGACAGCGGCAUCACCAAGAGUGAGCUGCGCAUCGACCGGGCGGGGGAGGCGCGCACCCCGGCCGCCGUCACCCCGCUCCUCCACAGCCCUAUCCCGGGAGGGGCGGGGUCUCCCCACCCCUUCUGCCCCAUCCCGGAGCAGGCCCUGCAGGCGGCGCUGCACGACACCCGGCUGGAGCUCCGGGGGGACAUCCAGACUCUGGGAGGCCGCCUGGGCGCCCUGGAGAGUCAGGUCGCCGAGAUUAUCAAACUGCUGUCGGACAAGAGGAGGCCCUCGGUGGGGGCGCCGCCGGCCUCCGCCACACCCAAAACCAAAAUGAAACGCCAGGACAUCUUCACCGUCUCCAGACCGGUGUCGCCGGACUCAGAGAAGGACGACGGCCUCUGAAGGGAGCUGAGCCAGUGGUGCAGGGGCGGCCGAGGCUGAGGGUCACCGCUGCGGCCCCAACCACCGCUACCAGUCAGGAUCAGGCUGACAUGGGACAUCCAGUUGAGCUGCACCACUGGUCUCACCCCGCCCCCCCCCCCCCCCGACAUGCGGACUGGCUUCUUUAGCAUUUGCACACAGACGUUUGUCUCCCGGUCAUGUGAGAGCGAGCGCCUCCUUUGUGAUUGUACAUACCUCUCUAUGCAUGUCCAGCUGGAUUCUGGCCUGCCAAAGAAACAACUCCACAUACGUAUUGCCUGUAUAUUAUGCAGUUGACUGCAUGCAAAACUCUAGAGAACUGAGAUUUUAUUGAGCUACACUGUACAUACGAAUAUUUUUCAUUGAUGAUUUAUUAUGUGGACAUUCAGGGUUUGCAUACUGGUAGCACUAUAUACACCGAAUAACAAAUGGGUUUACUGGAAAAGGGGAUAGUGCAUGGAUUUGCAAAUAGAGAAAUUUAAAGGGUUGAGUUUUAUUUUAGUGACUAAUUUAUUUGUUGGUUUGGGUUUUGCCCAUGAAAUGAAAUAUAAGUUUGAUAAGGCUCUCACCUCUCACUGGUUCCCGUAUGUGAUGCAGCAUUAUCCCUGAACGCGGUGAGCAAUGCUAUGGUUUAAGGUGAUUUUUUUUAUUUAUUUCUUUUUUUUAUAUAUAUAUAUAUAUAUAUAUCAGACCCGGCUUCUUGAAAUGAUUUCUAUUUUUGAUGACUGAGCUGUCCUCUGCCUCCGCUCGACGUCCGUCACACCC
Myripristis murdjan (pinecone soldierfish) is the source of this 4038-nucleotide messenger RNA. It is a transcript of the gene kcnh5b, whose product is annotated as potassium voltage-gated channel, subfamily H (eag-related), member 5b. Gene Ontology annotation, cellular component: plasma membrane; voltage-gated potassium channel complex. Gene Ontology annotation, biological process: regulation of membrane potential; potassium ion transmembrane transport. The transcript is spliced from 13 exons. Lineage: Eukaryota; Metazoa; Chordata; Actinopteri; Holocentriformes; Holocentridae. The record is from RefSeq and is a predicted model, not a curated record. Gene Ontology annotation, molecular function: voltage-gated potassium channel activity. Bases 1 to 3255 code for a protein of 1084 amino acids.